This is a messenger RNA of Mastomys coucha (southern multimammate mouse), 2166 nucleotides long. RefSeq names its product vomeronasal type-2 receptor 1-like. NCBI's taxonomy places the organism in Eukaryota, Metazoa, Chordata, Mammalia, Rodentia, Muridae. The transcript is spliced from 7 exons. Gene Ontology annotation, cellular component: membrane. Gene Ontology annotation, biological process: G protein-coupled receptor signaling pathway. Gene Ontology annotation, molecular function: olfactory receptor activity; G protein-coupled receptor activity. The coding region runs from base 16 to 2166 and encodes 716 amino acids. The record is from RefSeq and is a predicted model, not a curated record.
GAAAUAGAAUCACCCAUGUGUGAGGGGUUUAAUUUCCGAGGUUUCCGCUGGAUGAAAACAAUGAUCCACACCAUCAAGGAGAUUAAUGAGAGGAAGGAUAUUUUGCCUAAUCACACUCUGGGCUACCAGAUAUUUGACAACUGUUUCUCCACCACCAAAGCAAUGGAGUCAUGUUCUGUGUUUCUAACAGGGCAGGAAGAAUACAAGCCUAACUGGAGGAACAGCACUGGAAAAUAUCUAGUUGGAGUUAUUGGAGCAGGAGGAUCAACUAUGUCAGUUGCUGCUUCAAGAAUUCUAGGGCAUUAUGUAGUACCUCAGGUGGGAUAUGCUUCUUCCUCCUCAAUUUUUAGUAACAAAGUUCAAUUUACACAUACUCUUCGCACUAUACCUAGUGAUAAGUUCCAGUCUGAGGCCAUUGUGAAUCUGAUUAGACACUUUGGUUGGAUACCAGGAUUAAAAGAAUUUCUUUAUGAUGUACACCCUAGCAAGGAUCCAAAUGAUGUCUUGACUAUUGAAUUCUGGCAAACAGCUUUUAACUGUACCUGGCCCAACAGUAGUGUGCCUUACAAUGUAGACCAUAGAGUGAAUAUGACUGGUAAAGAAGACAGAUUGUAUGACAUGUCUGAUCAGCUCUGCACUGGAGAGGAGAAGCUGGAGGAUCUGAAAAAUACUUAUCUGGAUACAUCUCAGCUAAGAAUCACAAAUAAUGUCAGACAAGCUGUAUAUCUUUUGGCUCAUGCGAUAGAUCGUUUUAGCCAAGACAACGUAACAGAAAAACACAGGGAAAAUAAAGUACAUCAAAAUAUAACUAAUUUUGAGUCCUUGAAGCUAUGGAAAUACAUUACAGGAAUAAAAUUUAUUACCCAUGAUGAAACCGAAAUAGAACUUGAUUACAAUGGAGAUGUGAAAAGUGGAUAUUAUGAUAUCCUCAAUUGGCACAUGGAUAACACUGGAGAAAUCAUCUUUGUCAAAGUUGGAGAAUACAAAUUCACAAGAUCAAAAUAUGAAUUUGUUCUUCCAAAGAACUCAAAGUUUUUUUGGAACACUGAAUCUUCAAGGCUUCCAGAUUCAGUCUGCACAAAAGUGUGUCCUCCAGGGACCCGGAAAGUUAUUCGCCAGGGACAACCCAUAUGUUGCUUUGAUUGCAUUCCAUGUGAGGAUGGAUAUGUGUCAGAGAAACCAGGCCAAAGGCUAUGUCAUCCAUGUGGUGAAAAUGACUGGUCCAAUGCAGAGAAGAACAAGUGUGUGCCAAAACUUGUGGAAUUCCUCGCUUAUGAGGAGGCCCUGGGAUUCACCCUCAUUAUCCUUUCCAUCUUUGGGGCACUUGUGGUCUUGGCAGUCACUGUUGUUUAUAUAAUCCACAGGCAGACUCCUUUAGUGAAAGCCAAUGACAGGGAGCUAAGCUUCCUCAUUCAGAUGUCUCUGGUUAUCAUAGUGCUGUCAACUAUGCUGUUCAUAGGCAAGCCAUGCAACUGGUCCUGCAUGGCCCGUCAUAUCACUCUGGCACUGGGCUUUUGCCUUUGUCUGUCUUCCAUUCUUGGAAAGACUAUUUCACUCUCUUUUGCCUACAGAAUUUCCAUCUCCAAGACCCGUCUUAUCUCUAUGCAUCCUGUUUUUCGAAAAUUAAUUGUACUGACCUGUGUUGUAGGAAUGAUUGGUGUAUGUGCAGCAUAUUUGGUAUUGGAGCCUCCAAGCAUGUUGAAGAACAUUGAAAUUCAAAAUGUAAAAAUUAUCUUUGAAUGCAAUGAAGGUUCUAUAGAGUUCCUGUGUUCCAUAUUUGGGUUUGAUGUUCUUCUGGCUCUGCUGUGUUUCCUUACAACCUUUGUGGCUCGCAAGCUGCCAGAUAACUACUAUGAAGGGAAAUGCAUCACUUUUGGGAUGCUGGUCUUUUUCAUUGUCUGGAUCUCUUUUGUCCCUGCUUACUUGAGCACCAAAGGCAAAUUCAAAGUGGCUGUGGAAAUAUUUGCCAUUUUGGCAUCCAGCUAUGGCUUGUUAGGAUGUCUAUUUCUUCCGAAGUGCUUCAUUAUCUUGCUGAGGCCAAAGAGGAACACUGAUGAAACUGUUGGUGGAAGAGUUCCCACUGUUGACAGGAGCAUCCAGCUGACCUCUGCUUCUGUGAGCAGUGAGCUUAAAAACACCACAUUGUCCACUGUUCUGAAUGAGUAG